GCAGCUCCAGGCGCAGCAGCAGCUCCAGCGGCAGCGGCAGCUCCAGAUGCAGCAGCAGCUUCAGCUGGGUCAGCAACCCACACUGCCUCAAGGUUUUCCUGCUACGCAGCUGACGCCAUCGCUGCUCAUCCCCAACUGUCCUACUCCAGCUAUGAGGGGGCCAAACCAGAGGGAUGCCAGGACUGGUGUGGGGGUAUCCAAGCAAGAGCCAACGCCUGCCAUGAUGCAAGACUACACUGCAGCAACACCGAGAAUAUUUCCUCAUACCUGUUGUCUUUGUAGGAAAGAAUGUUCCAAUUUGAAGGACUGGGUGUCCCACCAGAAUACCGCCCUUCAUCUUGAAAACUGCCAAUUGCUAAGGACACGAUACCCUGGGUGGGAUGGGUGGACACUAGACUUCCUGAGUUCUCCAGGUGAAGGUACUCAACCUGCGCCCUCAACUCUUGGCAAGAAUGUUCAGAACCGCCACCAGAAGUCCUCACGUGAGACCGCAUCCCGUUCACUCAGCCCUCACCGCCAACGUGGGUCAGAGGACAGAAAACGUGGAUCAGAGGACAGAAAGGAAAGACAGGACAGAAGAGAAAAGCGGUUUAGCCCUUAUAGGUCUCGUAGUCCACACUCCUAUGAUGCCUCUGAAAGUAGAAGAGAAAGAGAAAGGAGCAGGUCGUGGUCGCCAGAGACCUCCAGACACAGUUUCAGGUCUCGCUCCCGUUCCUACGAUCGCACCACCUCAUCUUAUCGCCGCUCACGUUCAGGUAGUUACGAGAAGCGACGCCAACGCAGGGAGAGAGAAGCCGCAGCGAAGAGAUCCCAGGAGAGUAAAAAAAUGGCCCAGAAACGCUCGUCACCGCGGAGGAGCCGUGAAAGGCGGUGGUCUCCAGAUAGGUCAGAACCUCGUCGUAGGAGGUCCAGGAGUGCCGAUAGGCUAGCUAAGAGGCUACUGGAAAAAGCAGCUCCCCCUGUUAUGUCUCGGACCAAACAAGCCGAACUGGAAGCCGUGGUUAAAAGUUUGGCCCCCGUCUUACUGGCUGAGUUGGCAAAUUUAAAAUCCUCCACUGCUGCCUCGUCUUCAUCCUCUUCAAAGACAGAAAAGAAGUCUUCUUUUUCUAAAUCAACUAACGCCACGUUAAGCCGUCAGAAAGGCGGGACUAGCUCUUCAGCAAAGGCUACGGUUUCUAGAGCCACAUCAUCCUUCCAUGUGAGUGUCUCUGGAGUUAAUAGAAGUCUUACCUACGAUGACAUAUUCAAAGCCAUGGGGACAUUUGGAAAAGUGAAAUCUGUAAUUUUGUACAGAUCUACUAAACAGGCAAGAGUGGAGUUUGAGAAAGAAGAAGACGCAAAGAAACUGCAGAGUUUAGAGAUCUGCCAAGUGAACGGAUGGCCAGUCGUUGUUGACGGACCGAUGGGCACUGCGUCUAAGAAUCCAGUCUCGACAAAAGAGCAGAAGGCAGCUCCACAGAAAACGUCUGCAAAAUCUGAUAUCACCAAAGGUAAAAAGCAACCUGAGCCCAAAAACACCACAGCAGGCAAACUUGUCACAAAAGCGAAAGUCUUGGUUUCCAAAGCAAAAGGCGUGACCGUGAAUCAGGCAACUAAAACUGUCAAAAAGGCCACUGCAACUGGGAACAGUGCUGGGAAAUCGGUUGCGGUUAAAAGCAGCGCUUCAGGAAAGAAGCCUCAAGCUGAUCAGGCUAAAAAGCCAGUGACAAAAACAAAACCUGCUGGAGACAAUGCUAAAUCUGCAGAGGCACCAAAACAGGCAUCUAAGAUCACGAAGCAGUCAAAGACGACAUCAUCGACCACCAAACCACAGCCCACCAUCAAAGCUGAUCAAGUAUCUGUAAAAGCAUCAUCAGAAGUCCAGCCAAGUACAGAGUCGAAGUCAGAGUCCUCUGCAGAAGCCCAGGAGACCAUAAAUCAUGCUGUGGAACAGCAAAAUCAAUCUACAAAUAAGACAGAGGCACAGGAAGAUUCUGUGCAGAUGGAAACAGAAACGUCAUCAGUGAAUGUAAAGAAUGAGCCGUCACCAAGAGAAACUGGCACUUCUGCUGAUAAAGAGAACAGCCCUGCUGGAUCCACCGCAUCGUCAGCCAGAUGUCCUGGAACAACGGCUGCCGACCUCGUCCAGAUGGAUGAGAACGUCUUUAAGGAGCUGACGGCGGCAAUUCAAAUGCACAGACUCGCUAAAGGAGUCUCGUCUGAAAGCAAGGGUGAAGAGAGCACAACUGACAGCAGGACGACCUGUAAAGAUGGAAAACAGGAAAACACACAACCUAGCAAAGAUAAAAAAGAAGGGAAAGUUUCUUUAGAACGAUUCGAUGAGCUUGACUUUAGCUCUGGAGAUUUUGUGACCGUCGAUGAAGUAAAUGAAGACAUGGAUGUCCCGGGUGUUGAAGGUCACCCCUCUUCAUCUAAGCUGACUCCCAGAGAUAAAAAAGGCAUGCAGAGCUCUGCUGCCAGAAAGUCCUCAACAGGGUCUGCCUCCUCCUCACCCAAGUCUGCAAAAGGCAGCCAGUCUCUUCGCUCCACUCCCGUGUCGGCAAACAAGAAAAAAAGCUUGUCCGAGCCCAAGAAAUCUGAAGCCAAGGGGCAUAAAACUUGCUCGACUGGUCAGAAAGCUCAGUCAAACAAAAGCGAACCCUCAUCCUCAGGUCAAGGUAGCCAUUCAUCAGAGACAAGCAUCAAGUUGUCUGUAAAAGAUCAGCAGGAAAAAAAGGAGAUUGAACAGGCAAAGUCUGACCACAAGGCGCCAGUAGAGAGCAGUGCAGCAAAUAGCGUUGAGGCAGAGUUAAACAGCGAUUCAUCAGCAAAGAUGGAUGUUCCUACAGAGGGACAGAGCUUACAGGAGACCGACUUGAAAGAUGAAACCGUCGAAGAGACGAAAAGCAAAGAGAAUGAAAAGAAAAGUGACACAGAUGGCAAAAGCACAGGCGAGGAGAGGGGCGACGAGAAUAAGCAACUCCUGGAUUCCCUCAGUAGAAAAUCCGAUGAACAGCAAAACAAGGAUGACGCCCAAGACGAAACAACUGUAACCCAAACACCUGAAGUUGAGCAGGACCAGAUACUUCAUCAAGGAGGGGUUCAGGUUGUGGAAAGUACCGAUAAUAACAAAGCCCAGUCGGAUGAAUGCGAUGAAAUGGAAGUGUCUGGCAAGCUGCAGGACGGUACCAAAGACCAGGCGGCUGCUGCUGAUGAUGGAGACGAGGGUCCCUCAAAGAUGGAGAAAGACAAUUCGUCAGAAAAGCAGGAUAUGUCAGUCAAGAAAGAUGAGGCCAGAACAAAGGAGAUUAAGAAGGGGGGAAAGAGUCUUGGGGAUUGCCUGGUGGUGGUCUAUGACGUUCUGGACGCCACUAAAGAUGAUUUAGUCCCAAAGACCUCAGCCGCUGAAGGUUCAGGUAGGAGACGGUCAGCUAGAGGAAACAAAAAACAGACGCCCGCUCCUGUCGAAGAACCCAAGUCUGGCAACGAAGAGGAAACGUUAACAGCUUUAGACUCUGUGGAGGAUGAGAGUCGCAGUGACAAACCGGUGGUGACAAGAUCUACUAGAGGAAGAAGAGAGAACGCUACCAAGAAGGUUGAAGAAAAUACCAAAAAAAGGGAAGACAAGACCCCGACAAGACGACAACGCACACCAGCCAGAGACUCCAAGGAAAAAGACGGAGAGAAAACUCCCAAAGCAGACGUUUUGAGUGACACUGUGGAAACGGACACCAGUAAGGAGACGGAUGGGGUGCAGGAUGACCAGCCGAUCACACAGGAACCAAGGAGGGGUCGACCAAAGAAAGACAAUAAAACAAGUAAAAAACAAACUGAGCCAAAAGGAGAGUCUGUUCGUCAGAGUGUAGAUUCUCUAAAAGAUGAAUGUCAAGAAAGGGAAAGUGAGACAACAGAUGAAAUGGCAGCGGACGUCAACAAUGUUAACACACUUGACCAAACUCCACAAGCGGCGUUUGGAAAGGCGUCACCAAAGACGAAUGACGAAACAGCGGCCGCAACAAUAGAUGAUUUAAUGAACCAGGGCGAGCUGAGCCCAGAAGAGCUGAAGAAAAGGCAAGCCGCUGAAAAAACAGAAAAUGAACAGGAGGAAGGAAGAUCCAUGGAAAGAGAAACCGGGGAGCAAAGGAGUCAAAGCGGUGCCGAUGGAGGAGGAAGUGGGGAAAUGGUGAGGGAUGAAGAGCAGAACCGUGAAGACGUGGAGACGGUGAAAGAAGCCGCUUCUGAGUCCGAGAUCCUAAACGAGAUCGGAGCGAAAGCUGAAUCGGAGGCUGCGACACAGGAGGGGAUGAUCACAGAGGAAGGUCCACAGGAGCUUGUUGCAGAGAAGGAAGAGGAUCAAAAGGAAGAGCAAGGAGCACUGGAAGCCCAAUCUCAGGUUCAGGAGAGUCAGCCAGAGAGUUUGUCAGAAUUAGAUGAAGGUGGUCAGAACCAGAGCAAGAAAACAGAUGAAGAGGAUGCCAUGCAAGCUUCUAGCUCUUCCAAACGUAAACACAACGAUAACACAGAUGUGGAUGAAAGAAAGCCGGAGCCUUCUGGGCCUGAAGCAAAACGAUCCCGUUCUCAGUCUCCAAGUGUCGCUGGGGACCUCCAGCUGCCGCCCUUUAAUCCCCAAAACCCUCUUGGUGAGGAAUUCGUGGUUCCCAAAUCUGGAUUUUUCUGUAAUCUGUGCUCAGUUUUUUAUUUGAACGAGAGCACAGCGAAGAAAGUCCACUGCGGCACCCGGAAACACUACGACAACCUGCUGAAACAUUACAAGAAGCUUCAGCAGGAAACUGGAGGAGCGGCUCAGAGCGUCCAAGACUCGCUCUGAGCGAUCGACCUCAGCUAGUUCUGUACGAUGUUUUCAGCAGCCGCGUGUUCAGUGACGCGCGACGGACCGCCAUGGUGUCAGUCAGCUGACAGUGUUUUUAUUUCAUCUUACGUUUUUUUAGGCCUUUGGGUUGUUCUGCGUUUGUUGGUUUUAGUUGUCUGUGUUGAUCCAGAGCUGCAAACAUCGGCUAAUAUUCUCCUCGUUUAAGUGGGAAGCAGAAACCAAACAGGGUUCUUGUUCAUUCUGGGAAAGGUUGGAGAAGUCUGGAUUUCCAGACCUUGUUUGUCCUGUUGUCCAAAUGUAAUGUCCUUCCUUCUUACUUUCCUUAUCUGUGUCCUUCCUUCUUUUUCUAACCUAGUGCCCUUCUUUCAUUCCUCCUCAUCUUUCUCGUGGCCUUCCUUCGUUAAUCAUGCUGUUUUGUCCUUGGCUUUGCUGUUUAUCAUAUCCUUCCUUUCCCUUCUUGUGUCCAUCCUUCCUUCUUCCAUUGCCAUCUUGCUACCUUUCUUCUUUCUGUUCUCCUUCCUGUCAUUCAUCCUACUUCCCAUCCUUAAUCCAUUUCUUCUUCUGUGUUGUCCACAUCUCUCUUCUUUGUGUCUUUGUUUCCCUGAUUCUGUCCUUCCCUCAUAGUGUCCUCCUUCCCUUCUGUUGUUCCUAAAUCUCUUCUUUAAUUUACUCUUUCCUUCCUUUACUCCUGUCUUCUGUUCUGUCGCUCCUUUCAUGUGUCCUACCUCCCAUUCUUAUAGCUGGCCUACUCCCAGAAAAAUUGGCCACAAAUACAGAGUUUAGUGUUUUAUAUUUUAAAAAGUCUGGACAUCUUGUGUGAUAUAUGUGUAAGAACCCUGAACAAAGGUACCUAGCUCCUACCAUUUUUUAUAUUUCAUAUUUAAUUUAGUUUACCUUCACCGUUUCAUUUAAAAAUUAUCACUUGUUUUAUUUAUUUAUAUAUAUACACACUUGUAGACACAUGAAAACCUACAUGAUAAAUGCCGACUGGACCCUGAGAUAAUUUUGUCGAGAGGUCUGUUUAACUCUUUGUCCAUGCUGUAAGGUUUUCAGUGUUUGCACUUAUUUGGCUUAACUCAAAAUUCAAGUUUAAUUCUGGAUUAAUAAAGUUUAAUGAUCAGAUAUUAUUUUUUUGUCUUGUUUUAGGUUUUAUCAGUUAUAAUGAAUUAUUGAGUAAAGAUUUUCUGAGACACGUUGAAUACA
This is a messenger RNA of Fundulus heteroclitus (mummichog), 6013 nucleotides long. Its product is annotated as zinc finger protein 638. Gene Ontology annotation, cellular component: nucleus. Lineage: Eukaryota; Metazoa; Chordata; Actinopteri; Cyprinodontiformes; Fundulidae. Gene Ontology annotation, molecular function: zinc ion binding; RNA binding. Bases 47 to 4807 code for a protein of 1586 amino acids. The transcript has 18 exons. The record is from RefSeq and is a predicted model, not a curated record.